UCAGUCACGGUUCAGCUUGUAGAGAGGCGAGUCUGCUGCUCCCCCAGCUGGUACAUUCAGCACCUGAGCCCCGGACAGCUCCGCGAACUUGUCGCCACCAUUGUCACCGCACUCCGAGGACGACCUGCCAUCACAGGACUGCUUAACCUUUCCUAUUUGCGUUUGUCCGCUGUGGCUUGUUAAUAAAUACUACAUUUUUUUUUUAAGAGCAACGAUCGGAGUGCGGAUCAUCUUCUCCUCAUUACUCCGGGAUCGAGCGCCCGGAGCCGUGCUUUCUAUGUGAUGUAUGGGUAGUAGCACUGACUUUUUUUUCUUUAUAUCACAAGACUACUACCUCCAGGCACAGGCUGCCCACAGUCUCUGUGCUAUGAGUGCUGGUGGACACCAUGGAGCUCCACCAGAGGCUGCCUUGGAAUGUCUCUCUCUUGGACUAUCUCUCUCCUGGAAAUGACAGUUCCUGGCAGUCCAGACCUCUGUCCAGCAACCUCCUUUUCUCUGCCCACGAACCAGGCACCAUCCUCUUGGUGGUAAUGUACUCUGCUUCCUUUCUGGGUGGCUUGGCGGGCAACAUCAUGGCUUUGAGGGUAUUGGGGACCAGAAGGAGAAGAAGAUGUGGCUUCUCUGGGGUAUCAGGGACUAAGGACCUUCUUGUCAACUUGGCAGUGUGUGACAUGAUGGUGAUUUGCAUCUGUAUGCCCAUCAACCUUGGUCACCAGGUUCACAACGCUUGGGUGUUUGGUGGGUUCCUCUGCAGAGCUGUCCCCUUUGUCCAGGCUGUGUCCGUCUCUGCCAGUGUCCUCACCUUGUCUGUCAUCAGUCUGAACAGGUACUAUAGUGUACACAACCCUAUGCAUGCCAGGACUUUCUUCACCACCAGGAGAAUAACUGGCAUGAUUUGUUUAGUGUGGCUCCUGUCUUCUGCUUUAUGUAUCCCAUUGCUGUUCAUGAACAGGACUCAGAACUUGGUCCUCUACCCUAUGAAAAUGGACGUAGUGGUGUGCACCGAAAGUUGGCCAAGUCUCAACACGAAACUUAUCUACAACUUCUUGUUGUUCUGUGCGUUGUAUGUGUUCCCCGUCUUAUUCAACCUCUUGAUCUGCUUCCUGACAAGUCGACGACUUUGGGGGGCCGGUGACACUUUGAUCGACAAGAACAGUUGGUCCAUGGCUGGCUCCAGGUUGAAGGCUCGUAGGAAAAUUGCCAAGAUGGUGGUGGCACUGGUUCUUCUCUUCACACUCUCAUGGUUGCCCCUCUAUGUGCUAGACAUCUGGAUUGACAUCAACAUGACCUAUGCCCCUUUUGGAGAGAUGUUUGGAAACCUCCAACACGACUGGAUUUUGCAGUUGAGACCCUUCGCCCAGUGGCUCGGCCUCACCAACUCCACCCUGAACCCCCUGUGCUACUGCUUUGUGGGCAACCUGUACCGAUCGGCCAAACGGUUUAGGAAUAGCUACCGAGAAAGGUUGGUGUCUAUGUUUAGUCUAUCAUUGACCCACGCACCGGGGGACCCCGCUGCCCCCCGUUUAUUACACUACAAGGCCUCUAAAGACAACAUGGAGUCUCGGUUUAAGAGAGGCAAACUCCAGUCAACGUUUCGACCCCUCAACAAGAACAAAAGUGCUUCCUCAGUCCCAAUCUGUGAAGAGAGCCCAGGGCUCCCCAUGCCUGUCCCUACUUGAUAUCACACAAGGGGGCUUUCUCUUCCCAGAAGAAGCCUGGACACACACACAGCCGAUUAGAUCCCUUGGUGUGUACUGUAUUGAACUAAUCAGACACUUAUUGAUUAUCAUGUAAUAUGUGCGAUUCUAAGCUGGACUGACGUUUAUUGAUUAUGAUGUAAUUUGCCAUGUGUGCCAAUUAGAAGGCCGGUGUGCAUUUGUGGAUUAGAUGAGGAACUGCUGUCAACUAUCAUUUCUAGAGGUUCGAUAUUAAACAUGUACACUAAAUCUGUUGUCUGUAGUGGGCAAUAUAUCGCACAUAAGCAGGGGCGGACUGACUACUCAUGGGGCCCCCAGGCAAUAGGAGAUUAUGGGGCCC
Rana temporaria (common frog) is the source of this 2037-nucleotide messenger RNA. Its product is annotated as galanin receptor 2a-like. Bases 387 to 1679 code for a protein of 430 amino acids. Gene Ontology annotation, cellular component: membrane. Gene Ontology annotation, molecular function: G protein-coupled peptide receptor activity; peptide binding. Gene Ontology annotation, biological process: neuropeptide signaling pathway. The transcript has a single exon. Lineage: Eukaryota; Metazoa; Chordata; Amphibia; Anura; Ranidae. The record is from RefSeq and is a predicted model, not a curated record.